CCCACCUAGCUACAAUCCUCCCACAUAAGAAACUUCGUUGCCGACACUUCGACGUCGCUGUUUUAAUAGAUUCUCGAAGACAUUGGGUCUCUUUCUAUUCAUUUACCAGAGCGACGAGCGACAUUAAUCUAACCCAGCGAAACAAACUCGACUUGUUCAAGCUCAUUACGUAGCAUGAUGUCUUGACUUUGAAGCGUCUACCCGCAACACAGAUCCCAAAUAAACCCACAAAUGACAUUACCCGAGAAGAUGCGGCAACGAAUCGCCCUCCGGCGACUUCUUUUCCAGAAGCUAUUCCGGUCACCCGCUUCCUUACAACGACCCUUUACGAGCAACGCGUCGCUCGCAUCCAGAAGCCGUCCCCAGCUCCCGUUCCUCUCGAUACCAGUGACGACAACGCGGCGGAGAGCACGAUACUUUACGACCGAAACAAGGUUGUGGCUGCGACAUGAAGGCAGUAUGGUUGUGCGGUACAACAUUGCCUUAUGGGGUUCCCUGAUCUGCCUGGCGGGUAUCAUCUUGAUGCUCAACCAGGACAGUCUCGAGAAGCAGUUCCCAACGCCCCACGAAUGGUCGUUCAUCACGCGCAUGCGAGUCCGAGGGGCAAAAAGCGCCAAUAACCAUGGAGGUCCCAAGGGCAAGAACUGGGAUGAGAUUAUUGUUUCCUGCAGGGAGGCCCUGAAGAGGCUUGAGGAUCCCAAUAUCGACGGUGCCGGCGUCAGGGAGCUUCUCAACGACGAACCCCUUUCCAUCGAGGGCCUUGGAAACGUGGGGAAGGAUAUCUCCGACAAGAGCGAGAACUGGCGGAGGGGCUACUAUGAGGUAAUGAUGCUGCUGGCCAGGAGCCUGGAGCAGGUCGACGGCUGGGUCAAGGACAAAACGAGAAAUAUCGUCUGCCCACCCCAGAUGGUGGUGGGGCCAUCGAAUCCUCGCCCGGAGCCCAUGCCCCCAGGAGCGCCAUCAGCGCCGAAGGAGGAGAACUGCGAACCGGCCUAUGAGUCUGCAGAGAACGCCUAUCUGCGGAUUCUCACGACAAAGGGAUUCAGUACCAAGCAAAGGUUGGACGCAGCACUCGCGUACGCUUUCUUCUUAGACUACAAAAGGUUGCCUGAGGCUGCUGAGCGGGUAUAUGACUGGGCCCUCUCGAUUGCCACAGAGUCUGCCGACCCGUCCUCUCCACCGCUGGUGGACCGGCGCACGUUGACCAUACACGACAAAGCCACACCGCCGUCUGACAACGUCCUCUCGGUCCUGACCGCGAUAGCGACCCAGAAAGCCCGGUCGGGCGACCUCUCGGCGGCACUGCCCAUGUUCAUCUCGCUGCUCCGCGCCCGCCGUUCGCUCCCGUCCACAGCGGCGGAGGGUUCGGUGGAGGAGACAGCAGCAGCAGCAGCAGCAGCAUCAGCAGCGGAAGCACGAUCGAGUUGGUGGCAGAAGCUGUGGGAGCUGGCCAAACCGCCGCAGUACCCGCCGCCGCCGCCCGACGGCACGCAAGCCCCCUGGCGAAGUGCGAAGAAUCUCUGCGAGGAGGCGGCGCUACACCUGUACAUCGGCGAGAUCCUCUACUCAAGCCAGGACAAGGCGCAGAUGCGCGAGGAAGGCGUGGCGUGGACGCGCGACGGGGUGGACCUGGCGGAGGAGCAGCUCCGCAAGCUCGGGACGACGGGGGCGGGAGACGCCAAGGAGACGUGCAAGGAGUGCCUGACGACGGGACUGGAGAACUGGUCGACCAUGGUGAAGCGGUUGGCCAGGCAGGAGGCCGAGCAGCACAAGAAGCGCGAGGAGAGCGGUGGAGGCGGGUCGUCUUUCGGGGCGUUCUGGAGCCAGCCUAAGCCGCAGGAAGUCGAGGCGCGUUGGGCGGCUGAGGAGAAGGUGGUCCAAGAGCGGGUCCGGAGGACGAGCGAGCUGCUGAUUGAUGCGGCACCGCCAGAAAGCUUUGUGCAGAGCCUGCUCAAGGCGUAGGUGGGACUACUGUGAUGGACGAUCCGUUUCUGGGUCGGCGACCUUCGCUGCCUUCGCUAUCUGUGCAGCAAUCGUGCUGCAGUAUCUAUUCUACGGUUGCACAGUGUAACUGCUUCGUACCUUUCAAGGGUUGAAAAGUAACAAAUGUUGAAUUGGAAUAACUCCAGUUUGGAGCAUUGGGGUCGUGAAGCACAACAGAACUGCAGCCCUCAUGUGCUUGAUCUCGGAAUAUGUUGACAUGCCAAAGACCCGGCAGACCGGAUCGCUAAGAUUUUGCCCGUCACGAACGGGGGGAUUUCUUUUCUCCUUUUCUUAUUCUCUUUCUCGAACUGGGCAGAGGAAUUGCCAUGGCAUCUGAGACAAGUGCCAUCCGUUCGCAG
Molecule: messenger RNA, 2342 nt
Organism: Sodiomyces alkalinus F11
Lineage: Eukaryota; Fungi; Ascomycota; Sordariomycetes; Glomerellales; Plectosphaerellaceae
Exons: 1
Coding region: 460-1962 (500 amino acids)
Source: RefSeq, a predicted model, not a curated record